AUACGAAUAGCGCGCUGUUCGUACAACUGACGCGCGUCGUUACUUAAUUCUGUUCGUGUCCAUUAAAAUCCACUCUAAACUAGGAGUGUAGGUGCAGUGUGGUGAUGGUGUGUUUAUAGUUAUACAACUGGAUUGUGUAUACCUACAAAGUACCCGUCAGUGGUCCGUGGACUUUCCACUGAACUUUAGGCGUUCGUCUGGCGAGGAAGGCGGCGUUUACUCCGGGAGGAAUGAGCCCCGUGAACCACUGCUUCCAUACUCACCGAUGAUCUCAAGAGACAAUGUACAAAGAAACCUUACCUCUUGUGGUAUGGACGCUCUUAGUCAUAACAACAAAUGUAGCGACGCAAAGCCAGUACGGAAUAGGAUUAGGAAUAAAACGAGAAGUAUUUUUCUUAAAUUUAGAAGACGGCUACUUUGGCUGUCAAGUUAACGAAUCGACUCAAAUAUUACAAUUAUACGAAUUAUCCAAAUUAUGUGAUGGCGUACCCGACUGCUAUAAGGCAUCUGAUGAGCUCAGAACCGAAUUGAAGUGUUCAGAUGACUGUACCAAAGAAGAUGGGGCACAGUGUAUAAACGGUGCUUGUCUAAAUGGUGUUUGCUAUUGUAAUGAUGGAUUCGGAGGCUGCAAUUGUCAGGAACAAGAUGUCAACGAAUGUAAGGACCGGCCUUGUGAUGUUUUCGCACACUGCACGAACACAGUCGGAAGCUUUCAGUGCUCUUGUUUCCCUGGAUAUGUUGGAGACGGAUUCUCUUGCAAAGACAUCAAUGAAUGUGAAGACCCAGCCGUAGCAGCGAGAUGUGUGGAAAAUGCGGAAUGUUGCAAUCUUCCUGCUCAUUUCAUAUGUAAAUGCAACCGUGGGUUUGAAGGUGACGGCGAAGAAGAAUGUCGAGAUAUUGAUGAAUGCCGAAGACCUGGUGCUUGCGGUUCAAAUGCCGUUUGUCAAAAUUACCCCGGAAACUACACAUGCGCCUGUCAAGCUGGCUACACAGGAAAUCCAUUUGAUGGAUGUGUUGACAUCGACGAAUGUGCGAACUCGGAUGCCUGUGGUGCGGGAGCUGUGUGCCGAAAUCUUGUGGGAGGCUACGAAUGCAGUUGUCUACCUGGACACGAAGGGGACCCCAGAGUCACCUGUACGCCUACGGAUCAAUGUUCUAGAACGUCAUGUGGACGCGGGGCACUCUGUGAAAACCUUCCAGGAACCUAUCGAUGUGUCUGCCCGCCAGGUUUUGAAGGCGAUCCCAAUGUCAAAUGCAAUGACGUAGAUGAGUGUAAAAAUAGCAAAGCGGUAUGUGGUGCCAAUGCUGUUUGUGCAAACACGGUAGGAAGCUUCGUAUGCAAUUGUUUGCCCGACUACACGGGAGAUGCGCGCGCUUCGGAUGGCUGCAAAGAUGUGGAUGAAUGUGAGGCACUAGAACAUCCCUGCGGAUUACAUGCUAUAUGUGAAAAUGCUUCACCAGGAUAUAACUGUCUUUGCCCUCAAGGGUAUAGAGGUCACCCAGAUCCGCAAAUUGCUUGCGAACAGGUUGAUGUUAACACUUUGUGUAAAUCUAAUUUCGACUGCACAAACAAUGCUGAAUGCCUAGAAGGUCAGUGCUUCUGUAAAUAUGGUUUCCAACCGAAAGGAUCAGUCUGUGUGGACAUAGACGAAUGCACAAAUUCUUCAUUAUGUGGCGAUAAUUCGAUUUGUAUUAAUUCCAUUGGAAGUUACGCUUGCGAAUGUGUAACUGGCUACGUAGGGUCACCACCACAAGUGAAAUGUCGUGCUCCGUGUGAAGAUGUGCACUGUGGAGAGCAUUCAUAUUGUAAGUCCGAUGGGGCCGAUGCCUAUUGUAUGUGCGAUGAGGGAUGGAAUUUCAACCCUAACGACAUAUCUGCUGGAUGUGUCGAUAUUGAUGAAUGUGAUACUGCUAAUGGAGCAACGUCUCACUGUGGUGCUAAUGCACUUUGCUCAAAUAAACCUGGAAGUUUCAUGUGCCAAUGUCCCGAUGGAUUUACUGGUGAUCCCUAUAAGAAUUGUUUUGAUAUCAACGAGUGUCAAAUAGAUAAUAGUUGUGGUGCCGGCGCAGAAUGUAUAAAUGAAAAAGGUUCCUAUUCAUGUUCAUGCCCUGAUGGAACAGUCCCAGACCCUGAUCCUCGAGUAAAAUGUUCAGAAAUUCUAACUUGUCAUAAAAGUGAUGAUUGUCCUGGAAAUGCUAUUUGUGAUGGUAAUGCAAAGUGCAUUUGCCCCGAGCCAAACAUUGGAAAUGAUUGUCGGCAUCCCUGUGAAGCGUUACACUGUGGAAGUAAUUCUGAAUGUCUCUUAAACGAGCAAACUGCCCAAUGUACAUGUCGAAACGGCUUUAGUGGUGAACCAACAUCAGCGAGUGGUUGUCAAGAUAUAAAUGAAUGUGAAGCUAAUCCUUGUGCCCCUGGAGCCGUUUGUAAAAAUUUACCCGGACAUUUUCAAUGUGAGUGUCCAGGUCAAUUCAAAGGAGAUCCCUAUACUGAAGGCUGUAUCAUCAGUAAGCAACCUCAUGCUUGUGGCAAUACAAAUCCAUGUCCGCAGGGUGAGCAAUGUAUACUAAAUAAUAAUGAAAACGUUUGCAUUUGUGGUCAGGGAUUUUCUCGUAAUGAUGAAACGGGUCUAUGUGAAGAUAUAAACGAAUGCAUUCAAUAUGGCCGCUCGCCUUGUGGUCUAAACGCUAUAUGUAAAAAUUUACCUGGAAGCUAUGAAUGUAGAUGCCCACCUGAAUAUAGUGGAAAUCCAUACAACUUAUGCGAAGAAUGUAACGAUAUUUCGUGUCAGUGUCAACCUCCAUACAAAAUUGUUGAUGGUACUUGUGUACUGUCUGGCUGUUCAGAAGAAAAGAAAUGCGGAAAAGGAGCAGAAUGUAUAAUUAUUUCUGAUAAUGUUAGUUACUGUGCAUGUCCAAUCGGUUAUUCUCAAACUAUUGACGGAGCUUGUGAAGAUAUAAACGAGUGCUCUCUUGAUCAGCCUGCAUGUGGAUUUGGUGCAGAAUGUGUCAAUACUGUUGGAUCUUAUGUAUGUAAAUGCCCUCCUGGUUAUGGAAAAGACUCAAUUUCGGGUCAUUGUAGCUUAAACCAAAAGCGCUGUAUAAGCGACAGCGAUUGCUUCGCCAAUGAAAAGUGUGUCCAGCCCGGAAACUGUGUUUGCCCGCCUCCGUUUUAUUUAGAUAUUACAGAUGGGCAAAAAUGUAAAAGCCCCUGUGAAAGGUUUACUUGUGGAAUUAAUGCGAAAUGUACACCAAGUGAUCCACCAAGGUGCAUGUGCAUGUCGGGCUACGAAGGAGACCCUUAUACGGGUUGUACAAACAGGAAUGAAUGCCAAAGUGCUCCCUGCGCUUAUGGCGCAAUAUGCAAUGAUGAACAAGGUGGAUAUAAAUGUAUAUGUCCACAAAAUAUGGUUGGCGAUCCGUACAAAUCUGGAUGUACCGUCGAACAAAUACCGUCACAGAAACUAUUAUGUAGCAAAGACAAUCAAUGCCCCAAUAACUUUGCUUGUCUAAAUCGAACAUGUGCUUCUCCAUGCCUAAGUGUAUCCUGUGGACCAAAUGCUUUUUGUGAGGUUGAUAAUCACGCCGCGUGGUGUCGUUGUAAUCCCGGAUACACAAAACCAGAAGGCGGAAAAUGUGUUUCAGGCUGUGAUUCCUAUUCGUGUGCCUCCGGCGCCCACUGCAUUAUUUCAAAAUCCGGUCCAACAUGCGUAUGCCCAGAGGGUACUGUUGGAAAUCCAUUCCCUGGAGGUAUUUGUAGACGGGACUUGUGCGGAGCAGGCAUUCCGUGUGAGGAACCAAUGUCGUGUGUAGCCGGCAGAUGUCGCCAGCGUUGCGAGGAUGUCGUCUGUGGUAUCGGUGCCACUUGUGAUGAAGGAACAGGCCGCUGUAUUUGUAAUGCCUUCUUUGUUGGAAACCCAGACUUACUUUGUAUGCCUCCCGUAGCCCCACCAGCCUGUAAACCGGGUUGUUCCCAGAAUGCCCAUUGCGUUUAUGGACAAAGUAAUGUUUGCAAAUGCAAUAAAGGAUUCACCGGUAAUCCAUAUAAGAACUGUUUACCUCGAAAAGAAAUAACAUGUGCGAAAGCUUCGUGUGGGACGAAUGCAGUAUGUCAGCAGACAAGAUCGCACGUAGAAUGUCUUUGUCCACCAGGAUAUGUUGGUAAUCCUAAUUUACAAUGUAUCGAUAUAGACGAGUGUGGCUCACACCCGUGCGGUGAAAAUGCGAUUUGUAUCAACACACCUGGAAGUUAUAGUUGUAUAUGCAAAAGCCGGUAUAUUGGUAACCCAUACGAGCUCUGCACUCAAGUAUCAGUAUCAAAAUGUGUAGAUGGUACAGCGUGUACAUGUUCCCGCAAUAGCUCGUGCCCAGAGGGAUAUUUUUGUGAAAAAUCUAGAUGCAUCGACGCCUGCCGAAAUACGCAGUGUGGACCAAAAACUAUAUGCUCAGAAGGAAAAUGCGAAUGCCUUCCAGGUUACAUAGGAAAUCCCAAUCAUCUUCAACAGGGUUGCACUAUUGAUAAAACAUGUUUUACUGAUGGAGAUUGUAAGGACUCUGAAAUUUGUUUACAAUUAGGUAAAGACACGAGAAAGUGUUUAGAUGCUUGUAGUAAACGUCAAUGUGGGCCUAAUUCGAUAUGCGUCAGUUCAAAUCAUCACGCUCAUUGUAUAUGUGCUGAAGGUUAUGUAGGGAAACCUAAUGAUGUUAAAACUGGAUGUCAAUUACAACAACCCGAGCCUAACGAGGUCGAAUGUAAUGUAAAUACUGAUUGUGCUGAGCCACAAAUUUGUGUGUCAGUAGAUGGUUCAACCAAAAGAUGUCUCGAUCUAUGCUCUACUAUAAUAUGCAGUCCAAAUGAAAUAUGUAAAGUUAUAGAUAAUAGCGCUCGCUGCGACUGCAAGGAAGGUUUUAUAUGGAACCCCUUGAACUCAAUGUGUGAGCAGCCUACAACAUCAAAUUGUAAAAAUGAUAAUGAUUGUGAUGACGAUAAAGCAUGUCAAAAAGAUAUUUUGGAUGUUAAAAAGUGUUUAGAUAUAUGCCAAACAUUUACGUGUCCGCAAAAUUCUAGAUGUAUAACAAAAGGUCACAAAAGUCAGUGUCAAUGUUCUCCAGGUUAUGAAGGAAAUCCUAAUGAUCGAAUUGGUUGCGCACCAAAUAAUAAAAAUCAAUGUGUCAAUGAUGCGCAAUGUAGAGAAAGUGAAAUCUGUAAGACAAUCAAUUCUAUUAAAAAAUGUGUUCCAGCUUGUCAGCAACUAAUUUGUGGACCAAAUGCUCUCUGUGUAACUAAUAAUCACGUUGCUAAUUGUCAAUGCCCCCUAGGACCGUAUAUGGGAGAUCCUAAUGAUUUAAAGAAUGGAUGUAAACAAGUACCGUGUGUUUAUAAUUUAGAUUGUAUGCCUAAUCAACUAUGUAAUCGUAUGACACAUACUUGUAUUGACGUGUGUGAUGAGGAGUCGUGUGGCGAAAAUGCCGUGUGUAUUGCAGAAAAUCAUAAAUUUACAUGUCGUUGUCCAGCCGGUUACCUGGCAAACCCAAUACCUGAAGUGAGUUGUAGAAAAGUUGACGUAUGCCAAUCAAAUCCUUGUCAUAAAUCAGCUAUAUGUGAACCAUCAGGAUCCUCCUUCAUUUGCAAAUGUCCUGAUGGAUUAGUAGGUGAUCCGAAAGAAACAGGCUGUGUAGCACAAAAUAGAUGUCCUAAAGGCGACUCCGAUUGUCCUACAGACACCGUUUGUUUAAACGGGCGGUGUGUAAACCCAUGUGAAAAUGCAUGUGGAGUUAAUUCAUUGUGUAAAGUCGUUGAGAGAAAAGCAAUUUGCUUGUGUCCCGAAGGGUAUGAACUUAUACAGGGGAUAAAUGCGUGUAAGAAAAAAUUAAUUAAAUGUGCUGAUGAUUUAGACUGUGACGGUGACAUUUGUCAUAAUGACCAAUGUUUCACUGCAUGUAAGAAUUCUACGCAAUGUGAACACGGAGAGUUUUGUAUCAAAAAUUUAUGUAUAAAGGAAUGCACUACGCAUAGUCAAUGUAGUAUUGGAGAGGCGUGUGUUGGUGGCCAGUGCUUGAUUGGAUGCCGCGGUAAUAAUGAUUGUAUCAGCGAAGAAGCUUGCGUUAACAACCAAUGUAUUGAUCCUUGUAUCGGUUCAAGAAUAUGUGGCCCAAAUGCAAUUUGUUCAAGAGUUCAACAUGCCACAACAUGUGAAUGCCCUCUAGGAUUCGAAGGAACACCAACCGCUCAACAAGGCUGUAUUAGAAAACCAAAUUCAUGUUCUAAAACUUUAGAUUGUCCGCCAGAUCACAUGUGCAUUGGAUAUUUCUGUCAGGUACCAUGUCAAAUUAAUUCUGACUGUGCCAUGGGGGAAUCAUGUUUUGAUAAUAAAUGUCAUAAGGUAUGCCACACCAGUAGCAACUGUUUACAUGGUGAACACUGUAAUUCUGGAGUAUGCAUACUUGGUUGCAAGGCAGAUUCAGACUGCAUGACUAAUCAAAUGUGUAAGGAAACAAAGUGCCAAUGUCAACCAGGAUUCAAAAUGGCACAGAAUGAAUGUAUAAAUGACAACGAAUGCGUAAAUAAUCCGUGUCACCCCUCAGCCCAGUGUAUAGAUGAUAUCGGUUCUUUUAAAUGUGUCUGCCCUACGGGUGCCAUAGGCGACCCUUACAAAUCAGGAUGUUUAUUGCCCAAUCAAUGUAGACGCGAUAAUCAAUGCGAAGAUUCACUUGUCUGUUUCCGAGGAAAGUGCACAAAUCCGUGUGAAAGAAGUGACCCAUGUGGAACGAAUGCUAUUUGCACAGUUAAUAGGCAUAAAGUAACAUGUGGUUGCAAAAAAGGACAUCUGGGUAAUCCAUUCGAUAAACGAGUGGGCUGUUUUAGGGUCGAAUGUGUGGAUGACACCGAAUGUCCAAAUGAUAAAUUCUGCCGAUUAGAAAGUAACAAAUGUUCAGAUCAAUGUGAUGAAACGAUUUGUCAAGGUGGCAGCUGUAAAAUUAUAAACCAUAAAGCUGUUUGCACUUGUUCAUCUGGUUUUGAAUUAAACAAUUCCAAAUGUGAAGAUAUAAAUGAGUGUCUUACACACCCGUGUCCAUUGAAUGCAAAUUGUGAAAAUACACCCGGGUCAUAUGCUUGCACAUGUGUAAAUGGAACUGUUCUCGAUAUCAACACAAAACACUGCAAAAAGCCUGGAGACUGCUUUACUGACGAAGAUUGUUCAGAAAUUACAAAAUGUAAAAAAAAUCAAUGUACCAAUCCCUGUGAAACAUCUCCUUGUGGUGAUAAUACUGACUGUUACGUAUUAAAGCAUGAACCUGCGUGCGAAUGUCAAACGGGUAGUCAUGGCGAUCCAUAUAAGGGGUGUGUAAAAUUCGAAUGUGUAAAAGAUGCCGAUUGUUCCUCAGAAGAAGCCUGUGUAAAUAACAGAUGUAAAAACUCCUGUAGCAUACCACGUGCAUGUGGUAGAAAUGCGAAUUGCUUCUCCAGAAACCACAUUGGCCACUGUUUCUGUGCUUCUGGAUUCACAGGCGAUCCUGUUUUAGGAUGUGUUCCUGUACAAUAUUGUAACGACGAUAGCAGAUGCUCCUCGGGGACUAAAUGUAUCGACAAUUUGUGCCUAGGACUGUGCAAGAAUUCAAGGGAUUGCCUUAACGAUCAAGUCUGUAUCCAAGAUACAUGUAGACUAACGUGCACAACAAAUGAUACGUGCCUUGACUCAUACUAUUGCUCGAAUAGAAUUUGUAUCAAAGAAAUAAAAUGUACUACCAAUGAUGACUGCUCUGAUGAUGAACAGUGCUCUGAAGACAAAAACGGAAUACCCCAAUGUUCUAAAUUAUGUAACAAUCAACCAUGUGGCAGAAAUGCUCUCUGUAUUGCUACUUCCCAUAAGGCAUCCUGUUCCUGUAAAGAAGGAUAUUUUGGUGAUCCGGUACAAGGUUGUAAAAAAAUUGAGUGUGGUCAGGAUAGUGACUGUUCAGAUGACAAAUUUUGCGAAAAAAAUAUAUGUAAAAUUGCGUGUUUGUCUAAAAACAAAUGUGGAGAGAAUACUGUGUGUUCUUCAGAAAAACAUCAAGCCCUCUGUCACUGUCAACCCGGCUAUACUGGUGAUCCAGCUACGGGUUGUCGACAAAUAAAUUUCUGUCAAUCAAACCCAUGUGGCGAUGGAGCACAAUGCAACAAUACUAGAAGUGGAGCCCAAUGUGUUUGUCCCCAAGGAACGGUAGGCGAUCCUUAUGAAAAAGGGUGUCAAAAAGGCUCUGAAUGUAGAUUUAAUAGGGAUUGUCCCACCGUUGCACGUUGCACCGUUAUUGAUGGGAUAAGAAAAUGCACAGAUGCUUGUGAUAAUAUAAAAUGUGGACCUAAUACUGAGUGUCUUGCGGCGAGACAUUCUGGCCAAUGUAAAUGUAAAACUGGCUUUACUGGAAAUCCUUCAAGUGAAAAAGGCUGUCGACCCCAUGAAAUUUCUUGUAAUACAAAAGACGAUUGCCCUAAAAAUCAAUAUUGCCACGACAAAGCAUGUCAAGCUUUAUGUUUACUUGACGAAGAAUGUAAAAUGCAAGAAAAAUGUACUAACGGCCAAUGCUUAGAUCCAUGUAAAAUGGAAAAUACUUGUGGUUUGAAUGCUUUAUGCAGAACUGAUAAUCACGUUGUACAAUGUAGUUGUCCGUACAGAUUUACUGGAAAUCAAGACGUUGAAUGCGUAAGAAUACCAAGAUUGUGUGGUGGAUCUGGAGAAUGCGAAGAUGGGCAUUAUUGUCAAGAUUCAAUGUGUGUACCUAAAUGUACGGUGGACGAAGAGUGCGCAAUGAAUGAACGUUGCUCCAAAGGAGCUUGUUUGCUGACUUGUCGGGUAGACAACGAUUGUUUCCUUGGACAUAUAUGUCUUGCGAAUAGCUGUCAUUACGGAUGCAGACAAGAUGAUGACUGUGGACCCGAUGAAUUUUGUAGAAACAAUUACUGCCAAAAUCCUUGUGCGAAUGAAGUGAACCCUUGUGGGCCUAACACGAGAUGUACAGCGGUAGAUCGCAAAGCUGUAUGCUCAUGUCUCGAUAACUUAAUACCAAAUCCAACACCUAACGUUGGUUGCGUACGUACCCCUUCACCCACUUGCAAAAUGCAUUCCGAUUGCGCAACAGGAUGGAGAUGUGAAGAUGACCGAUGUAGGCCAGCUUGUACACCUGACGGGAGCGAUUGUCUUCAAGGAGAACGUUGUGAUUUAGGCGUUUGCCGAUUCGCUUGCACCACUGAUGACCACUGCUCCGAUGAAGAAAUUUGCGACGGCAGAUUUUGUAUAACGGGAUGUAAAUCUGACUCCCAAUGUUCAAACGACAAAGCUUGUAUAUCUGGACAGUGUAAGGAUCCUUGCACCGAACCUGCCACGUGUGGUGCCAACGCACUGUGUUUAUCAAAUAAUCACCAACCGAUUUGCACCUGCUCUACAACUUUGACUGGAGAUCCAAAAGUUGCUUGCAGAAGAAUAUCUAUGCCUUGUGAUAUGGACAAAAACUGUGAUGAUGGAUUUAGUUGCUACGGAAAUAUUUGUUAUCCGUCGUGUAGAAGUGAUACCGUUUGUAUGUCAAAUGAAAAAUGUAUACGUGGCAUAUGCAGAGUGGUUUGUAAUAGUGAUGAAGGAUGUAGUGAUGGCCAUAUUUGUGAAAACAGAAUAUGCAAACAAGGCUGUCGCCAUGAUAGAGCUUGUAGUGAUGGACAGGCUUGUUUUAACGGGCAAUGUAAAGAUCCCUGCAAGGAAGGCAAUAGUUGUGGCACAUGUGCUGAUUGUAAAGUCAUAAAUCAUAGACCUCAAUGUAGCUGUUCAAGCAAUUAUACCGGAAAUCCUCUCGUAGAAUGCAAAAGAAAACAGUUACAAUGUGAUGGAUUUUGUCCUUACGAUGAUAGCGGUUUUUGCAUUUCACUUUGUGACAAUAACUCUGAUUGCAAUUGUGAUGAAAAAUGUCACAAUGGCGGGUGCAGGGUUAUGUGCUCAUUGCGCAAUAAAUGCCCGCAGAGACAGAUAUGUUCUCAAGGAGUAUGCUUACCGGGCUGUAAUAGUAACAGAGAUUGUGGAGACGACAUGGUGUGCUCAUCUAAGCAAUGUGUCCCCGUUUGUCGUGAAAAUUCUUGUGGGAAAAAUGCUUUGUGUUCUUCGGCACGACAUCGUCCCAUUUGUAGUUGUCCCAGUGGGUUCUCUGGCGAUCCUAUUAAGGAGUGUAAAGUCUUUGAAUGCUCUAACGACGAUGAAUGCGCUUUGGAUGAGGAAUGUAAUGUAGAAGGUAAAUGUAAAAAUGUGUGUAUACAUGCUUGCGGAACAAACGCAAUAUGUAGAUCUGUGAAUAGAAGUCCACAGUGUACUUGUCCUCCAAACUUUAUUGGUAAUCCCAAGCUUGAAUGUGCAAAACCGACUGGGGGAACUUGUUCUCGAAACCCUUGUGGAGUUAACGCUCGUUGCCGUGAUAUGGAAGAUGGAAGUUACGAGUGCACCUGCCCUCCAGGCUGUGCGGGUAAUCCACAACAUCAAUGUUUCUGCGGCACUAUGAUGCCUUGUGCUGCUAAAAUUUGCGGAACCAACGCACAGUGCCGAAUCGGACAAAAUCAAGAGACACAAUGCUAUUGUCCACGCAAUUAUCCAAACGGAGACCCAAAUAUAGAAUGUACUCAAGAACGCAGUAUUGUUGAUUGCCGUACGACUGGAUGUGGUGUUAAUGGAGAAUGCUUGCGAGAAGGGGCAGAGUUUGUAUGCCGAUGUGUACCUGGUACGGAAGGCCAAGCUGAUAUAGAAUGUCACACCAGUAUCGAAUGUACGAGUGACAAGGACUGUCCUGUCGACAAGGCGUGCCUCAGUUUGCACUGCGUGGACCCGUGCACAGUGCGUGGUGUGUGUGGGGAGGACGCCCUUUGUGUUCCUGUCAUGCAUAGAGCGCAAUGCUCCUGUCCACAAUGCUACGUCGGACAACCCAGACUAGCCUGCCGGCUGGAUCCCACCUGCAAACCUACUUCGGAUAUAAAUAACACAUUCACAUGCUCUGAAACCAAGCCCUGUCCGUCCAAGUUAGCUUGCGACUUAGCUACGAAUUAUUGCCGCAACCCUUGCUUCGACUAUCACAGCUGUCGACCGAAUCAAAAAUGUGAAGUACGUAAUCAUCAACCAGUAUGUGUUUGUCGAAAUGGCUUCGCCUUAAACGACAGAGGUGAAUUGACUUGUGCUCCUGAACACGCUGAAUGCACUAGAGAUGAACAAUGCCCUUCUAAUGCACUUUGUAAAGAUAAUAAAUGUGUGAAUCCAUGUUUGGCAUCUAGAGAGUCAAUGUGUCCAAAAGGAAAACAAUGUGAAGUUGUGGAACACAAAAUUAUGUGCUUGUGCAUUAAAGAUUGCCAUCCAUCAGUAUCGAUCUGCCUGAGAGACACCGGUUGUCCUCAAAACCUUGCGUGUCGAGAUUUUCAAUGCAAAGAUCCUUGCAAAGGUGCAUGCGGAGAUGCCCCUUGCUCUGUAGAAGAUCAUCACCCGGUUUGCAAGUUCUGUCCCGCUGGUUUUAUACAUGAUGAAAAACAUGGCUGUAUUAAAGCGUUAGGAUGCAGUGCUCAUGAGCAAUGUGCUUCGGGACUCGCAUGCAUUGAAGGCCGCUGCUCUGACCCAUGCGCAAAAGGUGGUCCUUGCGCUGUUGGACAUCAUUGUGCAGUCGUUGAUCACCAACCUGUAUGCUCUAAAGUAUGCCAAUGUCAAACAUCGUCGGACUGCGCAAGCCAUCCUAAUACUAAAUGUGAUGGAUGUGUUUGUAUUCGUGAUGAAAAGGUAUCAACGAAUUGCGCACAUUGCCGCCCAGGAGUACCUUGCGAUCCGUUCUCUGGAGCGUGCAUGGAAAAUGCUCGGCCUAUACAUGUCCCACUAACCGAAAGAAACUCCGAUACUACCACAGAUCAGUUUUCAACGAGUGAAACAACUACUAAUACUUUAGAAUUAACUGGUUUGACCUCAAAAUCCCCAUACAGUACCGUUAUGACUUAUGACAUUACAGAGACUAAUGAUAUAACAGAUACAACUUUUGUAGUAACGGAAACAACUAUUCCAGAGAAACUUUCGACUACAUCUCUUACUGAUAAUUUCUUUGAUUCAAGUACAACGUUAAGUCAAGACUUAGGUAGUUCAAUAACGUCACCACCUUCAGAAAAUCAAGAAGUUAUAGACAGUGGUGAGGUGGUUGUAAGUAAAAGUCAGAACUCAACAACUGGAAAGCCUUACUUAAAUCGUAAUGAAACUAGCGGCACUCAUAAACGUGUCAAUGAAAAUAGAAAUACAAAAACUCCAGAAAAUAGAAGAAAUCUACAAAAUACGUAUGAUUCAAAUUUCAAAACUGCAGUUACAAAUCCUAUAAAUAUAACUACAAAACAACCUAAUAAUGAAACACUUCAAAACGAUCUAUCAACAAAGAAAACUUACAGUAUAGAAAGAGGAGAUCAAACUGUUGAAAUACCAGAUAUAUCAACUACGGAAUAUGCCUUAAUAACAGAAUAUAUCACAACACAAAAUUUGCAAGAAGCUGAUGAUAGCAGUACUUCUGACAUCGUUACAAUAAAAGAAAGUAACAAGGAGCAGUUUGUGACAUCAUCUGACUAUUCACCAGGCACAAAAAGUACCCACUUUACAACUUUAACAGAGGAUACUGAAACCACAAUAACUAAUACAACACCUCAAAGAUCUACUUCUAAAUCAAAAGGGUCAACUACAGUAACUGAAAUAAACUACAGCAUUACGACACAUCCUGGUGAAGAUAGUGUUGGUGAAGAAGUAGAAAAUAAAGCCUCCUUAGUUACUGAUGCCCCGAAAGUACUGAAUACGGACAAAUUGGAUGUUUAUGAUGACAUUAACUAUACUACAAGUCGCAUAACUGAGUUAAAUCCACAAGCAAAUGACAAGAAAACUAAUAUUCCGGUAGAAGUGGAAGCUAGUACAGUUACCACAUAUUUUGAUACAGAUAAAUUAAAUGUAAAUAGCCAAGAUAAUAUAAAGAUAACAACAUCUAUAAGUGAUCAGAUGGAAACACAUACAAUGGAAAGUUUAUAUACAAGAAAUGAAAAAGACGUACCGACUUACAACACAGAAAAAUACAUGUAUAAUACUGAAAAUGUAUUGACAACAUUUGAAACUUCUUCUGUAGGUUCUAACGAAGUAGUGACUGGUCAAUUUGACUUCAUAAAUACCGAUGCAGAAGAAAUGACAAAUACAAAUUCAAUGACAACAUCAAAUGUAGGAACAGAGGAUAAAAUUUUAAGUACCACUAUUCAAGAUUCCACUAUUAAGUAUACAAAUAAAGAUUCUACUUCAUAUAUUCCUGGCGAAAAUAAUCAUAAAACUUAUAUAAGUACUUUAGAUAACUUUGAAAACGUUAAUACCUUUGUUGUAUCUACUGACAGUGUAAAUCAACCUGAAUUAGAACAUACAAUAUCUGAGAGUUCUCGAGAAGUGGAAUCUUCCACGUACUCAUUAAGCCAACAAAAGUUCUCUGACCAUACUGAAACUUCUGCUGAAAGUAGCACAACUGCCUCAAAUGAGUUAAUUAUAUCACAAACCAGUCCAGAACAGAAUCACUACACAACAUCAGAAACGACAGAACACAAAAUAUUAUUUGCGGGUACAAAUGAAAAUGAACAUAUUUUUACCACGGCUUCAACAGUUUAUGAUUCAAAAAAUACACCAACUGACAGUUUAAUGGUAAAAUAUGAUGAGUACACAACUAGAAAAAGCACUGACGUCGAUAUUAAAUUCACCACUGAUUCUUUGACUGAUGUUACCUCAACAAAUUAUAAAGAAAUUUCAGAAAUCAGUAUGACAACAAACAAUAUUCUUGAUGUUUCAGAAAUUAAUUCUACAGAGGCUAGUAUACCUACAAUUGAAUAUAGUAGUUCUGAUUAUACAAAUCCAUCAGAUUUAAAAACAGCUAUGAGUGUAGAAACAACUACAGAUAGUAGAGAAUUUAAAACUACCUAUGUGGAAACCAGAAACGAUGGUACCACUACAUAUGGUGUUAAUAGCAUAGGAUUUGAUAAGUCGGAGAAUACGAAAAAAGUUCCUAUUGAAAAUAUAGUUUCUACAGAGGCAAUACACAGUAAUUAUGAAUCAAGUGCAGAAUUUGCCAGUACAACUAAUAAAAAUUUCGGUGUAAAUGAUGGAAAUGAAAGAAAAAGUACAUUACAUACAACUUAUUCAGACGUUACUCAAAACGUUUAUAGUGUAGGUAAUAAAGUUAAUAAUCCUGAGACGGAUGAUAUUUCUGAUAUGAAUAGCGUUGAAACAAAUACAGAUUCGUAUGAACUGUACACAUCAACAAAUAGAUAUAGCGAACAUAAUGCAUAUUUCACAGAAAAAUAUACACGUGAAAAAUCACAUAGUGAUUUUUUUACAACAACUGCUUCCACUACUUUAGAUACAGAAACAACAGAACAAACUUCUUUAGAUUUUACAUCCUAUGACACAACGAAUAUUGAAGCUAUUGCGACAACACAAGAUCAUAUGUUUACAGAAACAACUUCGGUUGUACAAGAUAUAGGUAGUAAGAAUAAUUAUUUGCCCGGAACCACAGAAUCAACAACCGCUGAAAAUAUUGGAAUUUCAACGAGUCAGAAUCUUGAACAUGAAUCUGACUCAGAUAUUCCGUACACUAGUAUAACGCAGCUGACCACCAAUCAACCAUCAACCUUCGAAAAAUCUACAACAAAUUCAUAUUUAAAAGAUACAUUUUCUAAGGGAAUGGAUAUGGUUGUAAUAAAAGAAGAGGAUAACAAAAAUCCAUCGAUAGAGGUUAUCACCACAAUAAAAUCUAGUAUGGCUUCUACAAUUGCUGUUGAUGAUGAUAUCCAAACUACUCAAGUAACACCCAAGGAAACUAAAAACUACGUAAUUGAUGUUACAUCAACAGAAAAAUCGAAUAUAUUAAAACUUACAACAGAAUCAUUUCAAUCAAUAGAUAAUGAUGCAAAUACGUUUACUCCAAAAUAUGAAAAUAGAUCCACAGUUACUCUGGAAACAAUAAACAUUCAAACCACACAAUCGGGCAAGUAUUCUGAGUCGACGCAACCUACAACAGAUGACGUCACUUCUACCGAAUUCAAAAGUGUUACCUCUAUUGCUCUUGAAGAAAUUAGUAAAACUGAAAUACUCGAUGGGUAUACAUCAACUUCUACCGACAAAUACGACGUAACCACUAAUCCAAAUAUUGAUACAACUACAGAAAUAUCUGAGGUAAAUAAAGGAAAAAAUAAAUACCCUUCUACAAUAUCAUCAACUUUCAAUGCAUUUUCUGAUAACUUAUCUUCGAGGCAAAAAGACACUGAUAUUUUCGCCUGGACUGAGACUACUUUAUUUACUGAAUCGACACAAACUUACGAUUUGGAUGAUGUUACGACUAGAGUUGAUUGUACAUUUGACGUUGACUGUAAUAUAAACAAAUCUUGUCUAAACGGGGUUUGCCAAAAUCCGUGUGAGGUCCAGAAUCCGUGUAUACAGAAUAAAACCUGUAAUGUUUUCAACCAUGUAGCAGUUUGUGAGUGUAACGACGAGGCCAGGGACAACUGCGUUAGAGAAUCACCUGGGACACCUAAAGCACCAGAACCUUGUCAUUCUGAUCGCGACUGUAUAGAAACUGAAGCCUGUUUUAUGGGACUAUGUCAAAAUCCAUGUGAAUUUGAUAACGUAUGUGGAGCUGGAGCUAAUUGCAAUCCCGUAAAACAAAGACCCAUGUGUUCAUGCCCAGCCGGGCAUGAAGGAGAUCCAGCUGUAAAAUGUUCACCUAAAAUAACCGGUUGCACUCGAAAUGAAGAAUGUCUUGUGACGGAGGCUUGUAUAAAUAAUGCAUGUCAGCAUCCGUGUGCGAUACACAACCCGUGUGCACCUAACGCCGUCUGUAUAAACACAAAUCAUGGUUCGGAUUGUAGCUGCAUCGAAGGAUUCCAAGGAAACGGAUACGUUGGAUGUGUACCAGUGGUUGAAUCUCGAUCAGUUUGCCAGUAUAAUGAAGAUUGUCCUCCGGAGCUAUUGUGUGACAGAUUAAAUAGAGUGUGUAUUAACCCUUGUGCUGUGAAUACAUGCGGUGAUAAUGCCGAAUGUUACCCUGCGAGUCACGGUAUUCAAUGCAAAUGCUUAGCUGGUUUUACUGGAAAUCCCUUCUUGGAAUGUUAUCAAGUACAAGGAUGUCGAUCAGACAACGAAUGUCCAAAUACAGAAGCUUGUAUAAAUGGUAAAUGUGAUUCACCAUGCCGCUGCGGAAUCAAUGCCGUUUGCGAUGUAAUAAACCACCGUGCGUCCUGUAAAUGUUUAGCUGGAUUCUCUGGGAACCCAUCGAUUGGUUGUGAACCACCAACAAACCCAUGUGUUCCAAAUCCAUGUGGUAAUAACGCUUUAUGUGAAAAUGACAAUGGAAAUCCCAUUUGCUUCUGUCCUAAAGGUUUAACUGGAAAUCCAUUCAAAAAUUGUAUUCCCGAAGGAAAUGAAUGUGAACCUAACCCAUGUGGACCAAAUACAGGAUGCAGGGUGAUAGAAAACAAACCAGCGUGCUUCUGUUUGCCGAACUAUGAGGGAAACCCACCUCGUCAACCAUGCCAACUGCCAAAUAAUCCUUGUAAUCCAUCUCCAUGCGGUCCUAAUACACAAUGUACUGUUUUAUCUAACGGUUUCUCAAAAUGCACGUGUCUAUUAGGAUAUGUAGAAAGUCCUAAUACAGUGAGGGGUUGUGUUGAAGCCAGAAAUCCUUGCGAACCUAAUACUUGUGGUGUUGGUGCUCGUUGUGAUGCAAACAGAAUCCCAGCGUGCUAUUGUCCUGAAAAUACCAUCGGUAAUCCUUAUAAAUCAUGUAAUCAUCAAGCUUACUUACCACCAGAAGUAUUAUGUAAACCUGGAAAAUGCGGAAGUAAUGCAGAUUGUUAUGUCAGUAGUAACACUGAAAUGUGCUUUUGCAAAGCAGGAUUUAUCGGUGACCCGUAUAUUGGCUGUCAACCACAACGGAAUCCUUGUAGCCCAAAUCCUUGUGGGCCACAGGCGAUAUGUAAUGUAAACUAUGAAGGCCAACUCUCCUGUUUAUGUCCAGAAGGCAGUACUGGUGAUCCUUACAGUUUGAAUGGCUGUGUUUCCCGAGAGUGUGAAAUAGACGACGAAUGUCCAUCCAAUAAGGCCUGUAUUGGAUACACAUGCCGUGAUCCUUGCCCUGGAGUUUGCGGUAUAAAUGCUAGAUGUUACGUGGAAACUCAUCAUCCCGUCUGCGCUUGUGAAGAUGGCUAUGAAGGAAAUCCCCUUGUUUGUUGCUUACAACCAGAAAGUCAAAAAUCGAAUAGGCCUUGCGCAAGAACUACUUGUGGCAUUAAUGCAAUAUGCCAAGAUGUUGGUGAGAAGGCCAUUUGUGCCUGUCUACCUGAAUUCCACGGUGAUCCUCUGAUAGAAUGUAAACCGGAAUGUAUAAUGAACGCAGAUUGUGCAUCGGGCGAAGCUUGUAUAAAUCAAAAAUGUGUUGACCCAUGUGAUAACAACAACAUAUGCGGAAUUAAUGCCGUAUGUCUAUGUUCAGAUCACACAGUGUCGUGCUUGUGCCCGGAGGGGUACAUUGGUGAUCCAUUAAUACAAUGUCUUUACCGACCGAUUAUAAUAACACCUGACAAUACUACAGUACAACCAUGUUCACCGAAUCCUUGCGACCCUAAUUCUUAUUGUGACACAUAUGGUGAUAAAUUUGCAGUGUGCGAUUUAUGUGUUGGACCCAACUCUAUUAACAAUCCUGCUUGUAGACCAGAAUGUCUUUUAAGCUCUGACUGUACGUUUGAUAAGGCUUGUAUUCGAAACAGAUGUGUCGAUCCCUGUGCCGGUUCUUGUGGUCUGAAUGCUGAAUGCUCGGUCUAUCACCACGAACCUAUUUGUCGCUGCAAACCUGGCUUUGAAGGAAAUUCAUAUGAGGGUUGUAAAGUAAAUACUCAAGUUAUACAACCCAAGCUAUGUGAUAAUAUGCAAUGCGGGCCUAACGCCGUGUGUGACGAAAUAAAUGGGAUACUAACAUGCCAAUGUCUCCCUAAUUUCUAUGGAAAUCCGUAUAUUUCAUGCAGGCCAGAAUGUGUGGUUAACAGUGAUUGCAGUUUAAAUAAAGCAUGUUUAAAUAACAAAUGCGAAAAUCCUUGCAAGGAUAUUUGCGGAAUAGGGGCGCAAUGUGAAACCGUAAACCAUCACGCAGUAUGCUACUGUCCUCCAAAUCUUACAGGCGAUCCCUAUAUUAGGUGCCAGACACAACCCAAAAUACCUUCUACAUUAUCUAUAUGUGAUCCAUCACCGUGUGGUGCAUACAGCCGUUGCUUAGUCUCAGAAACAGGUUUUGCUAUAUGUUCUUGUUUACCAGGAUUUAGAGGAAUACCACCAAUGUGUCAACCUGAAUGUGUAAGCAAUUCUGACUGUGCACAAAAAGACACUUGUGUAAACCAAAAAUGUGUUAACCCUUGCCAAGGAAGCUGUGGAGUAGGAUCUAAUUGCAUCGUAGUCAACCAUAAUCCAAUUUGUAGUUGUGGACCCGGGGCAACGGGAGAUCCUUUCGUAGCCUGUACAGCGUUUGUUGAAGGUCCAUCUUCUGAUAAAAAUCCAUGUGUGCCCUCACCCUGUGGACCAAACUCCGUUUGUGAAAUAAGAUCAAACCAUCCAGUAUGUUCUUGCCAGCCAAACUAUUCAGGAACUCCACCUUUCUGUAGACCAGAAUGUGUAAUUAGUCAAGAAUGUUCACCAAAUCAAGCUUGUAUUAAUGAAAAAUGUAGUGACCCAUGUGUGGGCGCUUGUGGAAACAACGCUAAAUGUAACGUUAUUAACCAUACACCAUUGUGUAGUUGUAUGGAAGGCUAUAGGGGCGAUGCAUUUAUAGGAUGUAUUGCAGUGAACAAAGACGAAAACGUAUCGCCAUGCAACCCAUCACCGUGCGGUGAGAAUACUCAAUGUACCGUUAUUAACAACGCAGCUCGCUGUUCUUGUAUUCCACCAAAUAUUGGUAAUCCGUACGCGGGAGGAUGUCGACCAGAAUGUAUUUCAAAUUCAGAUUGUCCUAACCACCUGGCGUGCUUAUCCAAUCAUUGUAGAGAUCCUUGUCGAGAUUUAUGUGGCCUCAAUGCUGAGUGUGUGGUGACUAAUCAUGUACCCGUAUGUACAUGCUUCAAAGGAUAUCAAGGUGAUCCAUUUUCAUCGUGCAGACCAGAAUAUAGAACACCAACACCAUUCAAUCCAUGCGAACCUUCUAGCUGUGGACCAAACAGUGAAUGCCAUGUAGUUAACAACCGUGCUGCAUGUUCCUGCCGUGUUGGAUAUCUGGGUGCCCCUCCUACUUGUAGACCGGAGUGCGCAGUUAACUCCGACUGUCCUCCUACUAAAGCCUGCAUAAAUCUAAAGUGUAAAGACCCCUGUGUAAACAGCUGCGGACUCGAGGCUCGCUGUCACGUGAUUGGGCACAACCCUAUUUGUACCUGUCCUGAGAACAUGCCUGAAGGCGAUCCGUUUAUCAAAUGUUAUAGAAAGAGUAUUACGGCACCAGCACCAAACCCGUGUCUUCCGUCGCCGUGCGGACCACACUCAACCUGCCGUAGCGAACUGGGGCGCGCCGUGUGCGCCUGUGAACCUGGAACAUUGGGCGCGCCACCUGCAUGCCGUCCACAGUGUCUCAUCAAUCAAGACUGUCCACUCGCCCUCGCGUGUCUUAGGGGUACCUGCAUCAACCCUUGUGUCGGUUCUUGUGGCUUCAACGCUAAAUGUUCCGUACAAAACCACCAGCCUAUAUGUUCCUGUGAUGAUGGUUAUUCUGGAGAUCCUUUUGCUGGGUGUAGUCCAUUUGAAAUUUCUAAAGAAGUUCCUCGACAACCAUGCAAUCCUUCACCUUGCGGAUCUAAUGCAAUUUGUCGGGAAAGGAACGGUGCAGGUGCAUGUACAUGUAUAGAUGAAUUUUAUGGGGACCCAUAUCAGGGUUGUAGACCGGAAUGUGUUAUGAAUACAGAUUGUGCUCCGGACAGGUCUUGCUUUAAUAACAAAUGUGUAGAUCCUUGUCCGGGCACAUGUGGGCGAAAUGCUGAAUGUAAAGUGACCAAUCACGCACCUUCAUGUUAUUGCUUGACUGGAUUUUCUGGAAAUCCUCUUCAUGCAUGUAAUCCUAUAAUAACUAUCCAAGAACCUGUCAAUCCUUGCCACCCUUCACCAUGUGGCCCGUAUAGUAAAUGCCGAACUUUUAACGGUCAUGCUGUUUGUACAUGUCUCGAUAUGUGUGUGGGAUCUCCACCAAAUUGUCGGCCUGAAUGUAUUGUGAGUUCGGAUUGUCGACCUGAUAAAGCGUGUGUUAAUCAAAAAUGUCAAGACCCAUGUCCGGGUACUUGCGGUGUAAAUGCAAAUUGCCAUGUUGUCAAUCAUAAUCCAGUUUGCAGUUGUUUUAUUGACUAUACUGGUGAUCCAUUUGUGCGAUGUUACUUGGAAGACAAACAUAUGGAGCCAGUCGACAAUUGUCUACCAAGUCCCUGCGGACCAAAUUCUCAGUGUAAAGAUUUAGGUGGAGUACCAGUGUGCUCAUGCAUAAACAACUACAUUGGACGACCACCAAAUUGUAGACCUGAGUGUACGUUAAAUUCUGAAUGUCCCAGUAACUUAGCAUGUAUAUCUGAAAAAUGCAGCAAUCCAUGUCCGGGCUCGUGCGGCAUACACGCUACUUGUAACGUUGUAAAGCAUAUCCCCAUAUGCACAUGUGAUAAAGAUUACACUGGGGAUCCAUUUUCCGGUUGUUAUUUAACUCCAAUUAUUGAACCGCAACUAGAAAGCCCAUGCUCCACAUCACCUUGUGGUGCUAAUGCCGUGUGUAAAGAGAGACAUGGAGCGGGCUCAUGCUCUUGUCUGCCCGACUAUUAUGGUGAUCCAUACGUAGAAUGUCGACCAGAAUGUGUUCUUAAUUCCGACUGUCCCAAAGAUAGAGCGUGCAUUAAUAACAAAUGCAAAGAUCCGUGUCCUGGCGUUUGUGGUAUGAAUGCGGAGUGUCGAGUAAAUAACCAUGCACCCUCUUGUGCGUGCUUCUCUGGAUACGAAGGAAAUCCAUUUACUUCCUGUUUUAUCAGCCAAAUAGAUAAACAGAAACCCGUCCAGCCGUGCAACCCAUCGCCAUGUGGGCCUAAUAGUAUUUGUCGAGAAAGUCAUGGACACGCCAUUUGUGCGUGCCAGGACGACUAUUUCGGUUCACCCCCUUCUUGUCAUCCCGAAUGUAUGGUUAGCAGUGACUGUAUGCCAAACAAAGCCUGCAUUAACAAAAAAUGCGUAGAUCCAUGUAUCAGUGCUUGCGGGAAAGACGCGAAAUGCAAUGUUGUGAACCAUAAUGCAUUAUGUAGUUGCCCCCGUAACUAUAUUGGUGAUCCAUUUAUACAAUGUGUUUAUGAACAACGUCCUGAACCAAAACCGUCACAAAAUCCAUGUAUUCCUUCUCCAUGUGGACCAAACUCACAAUGUCGAAUGGUAGGUGAAACACCAGCUUGUUCAUGUAUGGCUGGUUACGUGGGCAGAGCCCCGAAUUGUCGCCCCGAAUGUAUUUAUGACGAAGAAUGUCCUAGCAAUCUUGCUUGUAUUCGCGAAAAAUGUAUGACACCUUGCGAUGGUUCUUGCGGCGCACACACUGAUUGUAUGGUGAUUUCACACAAAGCUGUAUGUCGAUGUCAAGAAAGCUAUACCGGUGACCCUUUUAGUGGUUGUUAUUUUAUUGUGACUGUUGCAAGUGAAUACGAAAGCCCUUGUGAUCCAUCGCCGUGUGGUCCAAAUGCGUUAUGUACGGAAAAAAAUUCAGCUGGCGCUUGCACAUGUGUCCCUGGUUAUUUUGGAGAUCCAUACAUGGGAUGCCGUCCAGAAUGUGUGACAAAUAACGAUUGCCAUUUCGAUCAAGCUUGUUCCAACAACAAAUGUGUAAAUCCUUGUGAAGGUGCUUGUGGAGUCAACGCAGUUUGUAAUGUAGCACACCAUACUCCAGUAUGCUUAUGUAUCGAAGGUUAUAUGGGAAAUCCUACGGUAUCAUGUUAUCCACAGAAAAAAAUACCUGUUGAAGAAAAUCCCUGUGCACCGUCACCUUGUGGCCCAUAUAGUAAUUGUAAAGUUAUAGACGGACACGGAGUGUGUUCGUGUCAAGGGGACUAUAUAGGGUCGCCUCCUACGUGUAGGCCAGAAUGCGUUAUCAGUACAGAUUGUCCUCAACACCAAGCUUGCAUUAAACAAAAGUGUAGAGACCCUUGUCCGGGAACAUGUGGAAUUAAUGCGAAAUGCCAAGUUAUUAAUCAUAAUCCUAUCUGUACAUGCAAAGCAGGAUUUACUGGUGAUCCAUUCGUUACUUGUCAACUGGAACCAAAACCUAUUCUUCCGGUGCCUAAGGGAAACCCAUGUGUACCAUCGCCGUGUGGCCCCUAUUCGCAAUGUAAAGUAGUUGGAGAAGCGCCUGCAUGUUCAUGCUUACCAAACUAUAUUGGUGUUGCACCAAACUGUAGACCAGAAUGUUCUAUUAAUGCGGAAUGUCCUGGUAAUCUUGCAUGUCAAAAUGAAAAGUGUGUAGAUCCAUGUCCGGGAUCUUGUGGCUUUAACGCUGAAUGCACCAUCGCAAAUCAUAUAGCACUAUGCCAUUGUAUCAUUGGAUAUACAGGUGAUCCGUUUAGUGGAUGUUCUAUCAUCGAACAUGCUCCAGAGCCACCACCAAACCCUUGCAAUCCAUCUCCGUGCGGUGCUAAUGCAAUAUGCAAAGAGAGAAACGGCAUUGGUUCAUGCUCCUGCCUUCCUGAAUACUUCGGUGACCCAUACACCGGAUGUCGUCCUGAAUGUGUUUCGAACUCAGACUGUGACCGAAACAAGGCGUGUUCAAAUAACAGAUGUAGGGAUCCAUGCCCUGGUGCCUGUGGGAUCAAUGCAGAGUGUAGAACUGUUAAUCACGCCCCAACUUGCACCUGCCUUACAGGAUACACAGGAAAUCCGCUAACAAAGUGUGAAGAACAACAAGUAUCGGAACGAGACGAGCCACAACUCAACCCGUGUCAGCCAUCACCUUGUGGACCUUAUAGUUUGUGUCGGGCAGUCAACGGUCAUAGCGUUUGUACUUGUGAAACGGGAUACAUCGGAACGCCACCUACUUGUCGCCCUGAAUGUAUUGUUAGUUCAGAAUGUCCACAAGACAAAGCAUGCGUUAAUAAGAAAUGUCUAGAUCCUUGUCCAAAUACUUGUGGGUUGAAUGCACGCUGUCAAGUUGUUACACACAAUCCAAUAUGCAGUUGCACUCCUGGAUAUACUGGCGAUCCCUUUACUAGAUGCACAUUGACAGAAAGGACGGUACCAACUAAUCCGUGUGACCCAUCACCCUGCGGGGCAAACUCGGAAUGUCGUGUGAUAGGUGACCAAGCGGCUUGUUCUUGCCUACCAAAUUAUAUUGGAAGAGUACCAAAUUGUCGGCCAGAAUGUUCAAUCGAUCCUGAAUGUCCUAGCAAUGCAGCCUGUAUUAACGAACGCUGUAAAGAUCCAUGCCAGAAUGCCUGUGGAUUAAAUGCACUAUGUAUGACAGUGAAUCAUAAAGCUAUCUGUAAUUGCCAGCAAGGUUUCACUGGAGACGCUACUGGGAACUGCAUUCAAAUUGUUAUUUCGUCGACGGAAAUGACACCGACCUCAAGUCCAUGUACCCCUUCGCCGUGUGGACCAAACGCGGAAUGUCGUGAAUUUAAUGGAGCGGGAGCGUGCUUCUGUUCCGAAGGAUAUGAGGGUGACGCCUACAGCUCGCAAGGAUGUCGUAGAGAAUGUGAAAACAAUGAUGAUUGUCCAUUAAACCUAGCUUGUACGCGUUUCAAAUGUAUCGAUCCCUGUCCGAGAACUUGCGGACAAUUUGCACAAUGCAUUGUUGAAAAACAUAUACCAGUCUGCACUUGUCCCAGAGGUUAUACCGGGGACCCAUUCUUCCAGUGUAAACAAAUAGUUUUGAAAGAUGUUCCACCUUCAAACCCAUGUGAGCCUACUCCCUGCGGUCCAAAUAGUCAAUGCAGACAAGUAAAUAUGCAAGCGGUAUGCUCGUGCUUACCAAAUUAUGUGGGUUCUCCACCAUCAUGUAGACCACAAUGUAUUGUAAAUAGUGAAUGUGAUUCAUCAAAGGCGUGUAUAAAUCAAAAAUGUGAUGAUCCCUGCCCGAACACUUGUGGCUUGAGAGCACAUUGCCAAGUCAAGAAUCAUAACCCUAUUUGUACAUGUCCAGCUGGUAUGACUGGAGAUCCGUUUACGCAAUGUUACCAAAUUCCAUCUAGUACUACCGAACGUCCUCCUUCUUGCACUCCUUCGCCCUGUGGACCCCACUCACGGUGCCAAUUGUUAUCGAGUGGACCUGCUUGUUCUUGUCUGCCGGGUUAUAUUGGCUCACCACCAUCAUGUCGUCCUGAGUGUACAAUCAAUUCUGAAUGUCCGGCUUCCUUAGCUUGCGUUCGACAAAAAUGUGAAGACCCAUGUCCAGGUUCAUGCGGAGUGGAGGCCAAUUGUCACGUCUUGAAUCAUGUAGCAGUUUGCGUCUGUAAUGAAGGCUACACAGGAGAUCCAUUCUCCAGAUGUUCUCCAAUUAGUGAGGUUCUUACAACUCCUGCACCGCAAGAUCCAUGUAAUCCGUCACCUUGUGGGUCAAACGCUAAAUGUGAUAAUGGAUUCUGUACAUGUUUACCGGAAUAUAGAGGAAAUCCUUACGAAUCAUGUCGACCGGAAUGCACCGGCAGCCAAGAAUGUCCUAGAGACAAAGCUUGCUUCCGCAAUAAGUGUCAAGAUCCUUGUCCAGGUGUAUGCGGGCAAAAUGCCAAAUGCGAUGUUAUUAACCAUAUACCAAGUUGUUCAUGUAUUGCUGAUUAUACCGGAAAUCCAUUUGUACAUUGUCAACCAAUGGAAAGAGAAAAGUCUAGACCUAACGACCCAUGCCAUCCGUCGCCUUGCGGACCGAAUAGUAUCUGUAAAAAUGUAGACAAUACAGCCGUAUGCGCUUGUGUAGAAGGCUUCCAAGGAUCGCCACCAGGCUGUAGACCCGAGUGCGUUGUUAGUUCUGAAUGCCCAUCAACAAAAGCGUGUGUUAAUAAAAAAUGUGUUAAUCCCUGUAUCAACGCAUGUGGUCUCUUGGCACGUUGUGAGGUUAUUAAUCAUAGUCCUAUCUGUAGCUGUAACAUUGGCCAGACAGGAGACCCAUUUAAGAGCUGCUUUGACAUCAUAAUAACACCAAAUGAUCCCGUCGACGCGUGCAAUCCAUCACCGUGUGGACCGAACUCGAUAUGUGUUGAAAGAAAUGGAAAGGCUAAUUGUAGAUGCGCCGAUGACUAUAUAGGACAACCUCCAAACUGUAGACCAGAGUGUGUGAUUAAUCCCGACUGUCCUUCCAAUCAAGCAUGUAUAAGAAACAAAUGUAUAGAUCCUUGUCCGGGCUCAUGUGGAGUAAAUGCUGACUGUAUUAUUGUCAGUCACACAGUCUCUUGUGUUUGCCGUGAACAAUUUACUGGAAAUCCAUUUUUACAAUGUGUCCCACAAGAAGAAAAAGUUGUGAAACCAUGUGACCCUUCACCCUGUGGAAUGAAUGCUGUGUGUACUCAAAGAGAUGGAGCUGGUGCAUGUUCUUGCUUAGAGGGUUAUCAAGGAAAUCCAUAUGAGGGAUGUAGGCCUGAAUGUGUUUUAAGCUCAGAUUGUUCAGCAGACAAAUCUUGCAUUCGUAAUAAAUGUGCUGAUCCAUGCCCAGGAAUCUGUGGAAACUUUGCUGAAUGUACUGUAGUAAAUCAUGUGCCUACAUGUGCUUGCCUUAAGGGAUAUUCCGGCAAUCCUUUUGUACAAUGUGCUAGAGAUGAACCAAUAGUGGAAGUUAAACCUUGUCAGCCCUCACCGUGUGGUCCAAAUAGUGUUUGUAGAGAAAACGGUGGCUUAGCCUCUUGUGAAUGUUUACCAGAAUAUAAAGGAGCACCACCUGAUUGCCGCCCAGAAUGUACUGUGAGCAGCGAAUGUCCACCUGAUCGUGCCUGUCAUAAACUCAGAUGUGCAGAUCCUUGCAGAGGAACUUGCGGUCUUGGUGCACAUUGUCAAGUUAUUAACCACAGCCCAUUAUGUAGCUGUCCCGCGGGCACUACUGGAGAUCCCUUUAGUCGGUGUCAAGAAAUAGAGUAUAGUAAAACAGAAGAUCCGUUGGAGCCCUGUUCUCCCAAUCCUUGUGGUCCUUACAGUGAAUGUCGACCAAUUAAUGGCUACCCUUCAUGUUCGUGUAACGGCGAUUAUUUAGGUACGCCGCCAAAUUGCCACCCUGAGUGUCUAGUCAAUACCGACUGCCCAUCACACCAAGCCUGUAUAGCUGAAAAGUGCACUAACCCUUGUGAAGGCUCAUGCGGAUUUAGAGCCGAAUGUCGUGUACAAGACCAUAUACCUAUUUGCAGCUGCCCUACAAGAUAUUCUGGAGAUCCAUUCAUACAAUGUGCGGAAGUAAUCGUAUCAACGCCCCCACCAACUGCAGACCCUUGCAAUCCAUCACCAUGCGGAUCAAAUUCCAUAUGUGAUAAUGGCGUUUGCCUUUGUGCUAAAGGAUUCUUUGGAGAUCCUUAUUUCGGUUGUCGUCUUGAAUGCUCAACAAAUGGAGAAUGUUCACCAACACGUGCUUGUCAUGGUGGAAAAUGCUUGGAUCCCUGCCCUGGAGCCUGUGGGACUGGUGCCAUCUGUUCCGUUAACAACCAUAUACCAUCAUGUUCUUGUGCAGUCGGUACAUCAGGUGAUCCAUUCUCAUACUGUACGGAGAUCAUAAAAGAAGAACCACACCGAUCGCCAUGUACUCCAUCUCCUUGUGGACCAUACAGCGAAUGUACAGUGAGUACCAACGGUGCGGCUGCUUGUUCGUGCCGCUCUGGUCACAUUGGGUCACCACCAACUUGUCGUCCAGAAUGUCUCGUUAGCUCUGAAUGUAAAUUACAAGAAGCAUGUAUAGACCAUCGUUGUCGGGACCCGUGUGAAGGAGCUUGUGGUCGUGGAGCACGCUGCCAAGUUAUAGCACAUUCUCCAAUAUGUACCUGCACUGAUGGAUAUUCUGGUGAUCCGUUCACUUAUUGCUCACCAGUACCGAUAUCGCCCCCGACUCCAAUCGAUCCAUGUGAGCCAACGCCCUGUGGACCGAAUUCAAUAUGCGUUAAAACAGGAGAUAUACCAGCAUGUAGUUGUCAAGCGGGUUAUAUUGGGUCACCACCCAACUGUCGGCCAGAGUGCACGAUCAGUGCUGAAUGUCCCGCGGCGUUGGCCUGUGUGUCUCAGAGAUGUAAAGAUCCAUGCGUGCACGCUUGCGGCUCCAACGCGGUGUGCUCUGUUGUAGAUCAUCGAGCGACAUGUGCCUGUGAACAUGGUUACCAAGGAGAUCCAUUCCAGGGUUGCAUUCCACCUAAAGCUAAAAUACCAAAUGACCCCUGCAACCCAUCACCUUGUGGCCCUGGAGCAAUUUGUCGGGCCAGAGGUAACGGUGCAUCGUGCGAAUGUGAACCUGGCCUAAGAGGGGAUCCUUACUCAAAUUGUCGACCAGAAUGUCUUGCGGACUCUGAUUGUUCCCCUGCUCGAGCUUGUAUAAGAUCUAAAUGUCGAGACCCAUGUGAAGGCACCUGCGGAGUGGGUGCUGACUGUGAAACUGUCAAUCACAUACCACUUUGCUCAUGCCCAACGGGUACUAGAGGAAAUGCUUUUGAACGAUGUGAUAUCGUAAUAACAGCACCACCAUGCACACCAUCACCAUGUGGUCCUGGAGCGUUGUGUUCAGUUGUAAACAAUAAUGCUGUAUGCUCUUGCCCGAGUGGGACCAGCGGUGACGCUAGUUCCAUUGGCUGCAGGCCAGAAUGUGUAGUGAGCUCUGAAUGCCCACGGGAUCGCGCGUGUGUUAGAAAUAAAUGUAUAGACCCAUGUCUCGGAGCUUGCGGCAACGGGGCUAUGUGCCGCGUAUUUGACCACGCACCAAUUUGCUCCUGCCCGCCAUCGACAACUGGUGAUCCAUUCUACAACUGCGUAGCGCGAGACGUGCCUACCACUUCACCUACAGUAUUCGAUCCUUGUGAUCCAAAUCCGUGCGGACCUCAUGGAACAUGCCGCGAUGGUUUUUGUUCAUACCCAGAGUGUGUAGUAAAUGACGACUGUCCCGGUGAUCGCGCUUGUAUGAACCGCAAAUGUUCAGACCCUUGUGUCGAUUCUUGCGGAAUUAACGCUAUCUGUACUGGAGUGAGACAUUCAGCUGUUUGUUCAUGUCCUGCAGGAUACACGGGCUAUCCAUUUGUUAAGUGUGAACGUAUUACAAUUUCGACACCACCACAGCCUUUGCCAGAAUGCACUAUAGACCAAGAGUGUGCUGACAACAUGGCUUGUGUAGAUACCAGAUGUGUCCCAGUAUGCACACAGAAUAGUUGCGGACUUAAUGCUCAAUGUAUUGCAAGACAGCAUAGAGCCCAUUGUGCUUGCUUACAAGGGUUUGAAGGAGACGCUUACACUGGAUGCUAUUCCGUGCAAUGCCAUAGCAAUAAUGACUGUCCUGAUGAUGAAAGCUGUGAUAGCGGAACAUGCAUAAAGGUUUGCUCGCGAAUACGAUGUGGAACUGGGGCCAAAUGUAUCGCUCGGGGACAUAUAGCCUCUUGCGAGUGCAAUCUUGGAGCUCGUGGUAAUCCAUGGGUAGAAUGUCGUACUGAAGAAUGUGUCAUCGAUAACGACUGUCCAUCUUGGUUAGCCUGCAGAGGAAAUGUUUGUAAAGAUCCAUGCCCAGGAAGCUGUGCUGAAAACGCUCAAUGUUCGGUUCUUAGACACGUACCGAUCUGUGAAUGCUUACGCGGAACUAAUGGCAAUCCCAAAAUAAAUUGCCGACCCGUUCUUGAAGAAAUCGAAUGUUCCAACGAUGCAGAAUGUGGGCCAAAUCUAGCAUGCCUACAAGGAAGAUGUAAGAACCCCUGUGACUCCACAUCCUGCGGUGUGCGAGCGGAAUGUCGCGUUGCAAAUACUCUACCAUUCCGAACAUUAGUUUGUGAAUGUCCUAAACCUUUGAGUGGUGAUGCUUCCGUACAAUGUAAUCCGAAAGGUGAAUGUAGCGAAGACAAUGAUUGUGGAGAGGAAGAACGGUGCCUUCAAGGUCGUUGUGCUUUAGCAUGCGAUUCGCAGUUAUGUGGAGCAGGCGCGGAAUGUCGUGCUGUCGCACACCGAGCUUCUUGCUCUUGUGUACCACCACUGCAAGGAGAUCCAAAUGUUGCUUGCACACCAGGCGUAGACGGUAGUAUGUGUCUCUCAGACGCGGAAUGUGGUGCAGCUGAGGCAUGCGUGUCUCGGCGCUGCGUGUCCGCAUGCGCAGGCGCGUGUGGUGCCGGAGCACUCUGCGAACCCGACAGACACAGAGCGCGUUGCCGAUGCCCACCUGGCACUGCAGGCGACCCAGCACGUGCCUGCUAUACACCCGAAUGUACCGUCGAUGAAAACUGUCCUUUCGACAAGUCCUGUAUGAAUGGGUACUGUCAAGACCCAUGUGCCCUAGAAACACCAUGCGGACGUAAUGCAGUUUGUGACGUCAUUGCCCAUGCAGCAACGUGUCGAUGCCCCGCGGGAACGCAGGGCGAUCCGCGACGUGCGUGUGUCGCAGCUGCUUGCCAAUACAAUGAAGAUUGUGAUCUCACUAAAGCAUGUGAUAGACUAAACCGCGUUUGCCAGCCCGUUUGUUCCGAACAUGCUUGCGCGCCUGGCGCUUUAUGUACCCCGAGCGCCCAUCGAGCGAUCUGUACCUGUCCUCCAGACCGAUCUGGUGACCCCUACUUACGCGGAUGUGUAACAGUCGAAAAUAAUGAAGAAUGCUCAGUAGAUUCAGACUGCCCUGCGCCUUUCGCCUGCGUCAAUUCGCGUUGCAUCGAUCUCUGCCGUGAUAACCCGUGCGAAUCAGGAUUGUUCUGUAAAACCGUUGACAUAUUACCGUUGCGAGCGGUCGCUUGCGUGUGUGCGGAUGGUGGAAGAGUCGCGCCAGACACGGGCUGUCGAGCGCCACCACAAGGAGAAUGUUCCUCGGACAACGAGUGUGCCAACAGCCAAAUAUGCCGCCGCGGCAACUGUGUGGAUGCGUGCAAAGCAGCACCAUGUGGACAAAACGCCCUCUGUGAGGCGAUCGACCAUGUUGCGCGUUGUAGCUGUCCACCAGGAUAUUUGGGAAAUCCACGAAUUGAAUGUAACACAGAACCAAGACAGCCUGCAAUCUGGGAAUGCUAUAGCGAUAAGGAAUGUGGGGAGGAUCGUGCAUGCGUUGAGCGUGUGUGCGUGAACCCCUGUGUGGGCGCAUGCGGACCUGCCGCGCUCUGCCGCGUCUUGGAAAGGCAACCUGUGUGCUCCUGUCCCGUUGGUUACACUGGCGACGCCCGCAUACGCUGUACUCCACCUUCUCAAGAUUCCGUUAUACCAGUUGGUUGUAAAGCAAAUUCUGACUGUCCACUGUCUCAAGCUUGUAUUAACAGCGCCUGUGCUAAUCCUUGCGCUUGCGGCACCAAUGCCGAAUGUACCGUUGUACGCCAUCAUCCGGUUUGCUUCUGUCAAAAUGGUUUCUCUGGCAACCCCUACACUGAUUGUAUUAAAGUAAGCUGUACAGCUGACCGAGAUUGUCCCGACAGUGACAUAUGUUACAACGGAGCCUGUAUCAAUCCUUGUAUAGUAGAAUCUCCAUGCGCUAUAAGUGCGGAAUGCUAUGGCAAAUCUCAUAGAUCUAACUGUCGCUGUCCUGUUGGGACACACGGAAAUCCAUUGUCCAGGUGUCACGCAUCGGAAUGUGAAGCGGAAUCUGACUGUAAUGACGAUAGUGUUUGCGUCCGUGGAGUAUGUCAGAACGCCUGCUCUGUCGCUGGCCUGAAUCCUUGUGCUUCCAACGCCGAGUGCUUCGCGAAAAACCACGCCGCUUCUUGUAAAUGUCCCCCAACACUCCCACUUGGCGAUCCCUUGACUCAAUGUGAAAGAGUUCCGGUUAUUGGACAGCCUGAAUGUCAAAUGGACGGCGACUGCCCCAGCAGACAGGCGUGCCUUAGAGAUGUUUGUCAAGAUGCUUGUGCUGAGCUAACACCUUGCAUUGGAAACUCACGCUGUUCAGUUUCGGAUAGUAUACCGUUCCGUACGUUAAUAUGCAGAUGUCCUGAAGGCUACGUGCCUAACGUAAAAGGAGCUUGCGAUCCGCUCCAAUUACCACCACUAAGUUGUUCAUCUGACACCGAUUGUAGUGACCAAGAAUCAUGUGUUAAUAGGAUAUGCCGAAACCCAUGCAAUUGCGGUGACAACGCCGAAUGCUUCAUUAAAAAUCAUAGACCUGUCUGCUCCUGUCGAGACGGAUACGAUGGAAACCCUUACAGUUCUUGUCGUAUAGUUGGCUGCAGGACGAAUACAGAAUGUCCAUCUGACGAGGCUUGUGUCAACGGUAAUUGUGUCAGUCCUUGCUUACUAAAUAAUACGUGCGGAUUUAACGCUGAAUGUUAUGUAGAAAGAAAUCAUCCGCUAUGUCGGUGCAGGACAGGUUUCGAAGGUGACGCAUAUACGAAUUGUAACCCAAUUGAGUGCCGAUCAAACGGAGACUGCCCGAGAGACAAAUUAUGUCGAGGACACAAAUGUAUCAACCCUUGCCUCUCCGACAACAAUUGUGGACGAAACGCAAUAUGCCUUGUACGUAAUCAUCUACCGGUUUGUAAAUGUGAAUUUGGGUAUAAUGGAAGCCCCUACGUCGAAUGUAAGCCAGAAAUCACCACCGAAUGUACAGUGGACGCGGACUGUCCUUCCAAGAUGGCAUGCUUAUCAGCAAAAUGUGUCAACCCAUGUACUGCUUUACGACCUUGUGCAACACCAGCGCAUUGUGAAGUACUUGCUACGUUACCAGUGCGAACAAUGUUAUGUUCAUGUCCACCUGGAUAUGUGAGUGGCGGUGGAGGUGUAUGUCGUCCAUCCACCACAAUAAACGACGUCACUUGCGAAAUCGAUAACGAUUGUACUUCUAACCAUGCUUGCGUAACAUCUGUUUGCAAGAACCCAUGUGAUUGUGGACCUAAUACUGACUGCCAAAUACGAGAUCACAAGCCAGUCUGUGCCUGUCAACCUGGAUUCCUAGGGGAUCCUCAUACCGGUUGCUACUCAGUGACGUGUAGAGCUGAUAGUCAGUGUAGCGACGAUGAAUCCUGUAUCAACAAUCAAUGUGUACCAGCCUGCUCCGCGGAGCCCGAUCUGUGCGGAGACUCUGCCGAGUGCUACGGAGAACAACACAGAGCUUUCUGUCGAUGCCAAAUUGGAACAACUGGCAACCCUAACCUCGCUUGUACUCCUAUAAGUUGUCGAGCAAACUCGGAAUGUCCUUCUGAAAAAUCGUGUGUCAACAACAAAUGCGUAGAACCUUGUACAGCAUCCGCUUGUAAUGAGCCGGCGGAAUGCAGAAUUCACUCACAUGAAGUGUACUGUGUCUGCCCACCGGGUUACCAGAGCACCAAAGAUGGUUGCAAUAAGACAGAAGAAUUAUGUACUUCAGACAUUGAAUGUCCACCCGGAACCGCUUGUCUUAAUAGCAGAUGUGUUAACCCUUGUGUGGAAAUAGAGCCUUGUGGCAGAAACACUAAAUGUCUAGUCGCAGAUACGAAUCCCGUUAGGACCAUGAUAUGUGAAUGUGAACAAGGAUACAAAGGAAACGCGUUACUCGAAUGUACACCAUACAAACCCCCAAUAACAAAAUGCAUUGACGGACAGGGAGUAAACGAAUUCGGAGAAUGUGAGCCUUGUCUUGAAACCGAUGGCAAAAUAGUGGACGCACGUGGUCGGUGUGUAUGUGACGUAGAGCGUGGUUUUACCUCUAAAGGUGAUACCUGUGUCCCUAUCGGCUGUCGUGUUGACGAAGAAUGUGAUGAUGAUGCAAAAUGCAUGAAUGGAAAAUGCGUCCCAGUAUGUGAAGCCGAACCCUGCGGCCUAUUCGCCACUUGUACUGGAGUAAGUCAUCGCUCGCGAUGCACCUGCAUAACAGGUUACGUCGGUAAUCCGAAAGUAGCAUGUAAUGCAACAACACCGAACAUUACGUAUAGAACCGACUUCCCACUACCGGAUAUGCAGGUACACUGUUUAGCUGAUGGAGUACGAGUGAGCCUUAAGAUAAAGGACUUCAAUGGUGUACUCUACGUAAAGGGCUAUAGCAAAGACGAGCGCUGUCGCCUCAUAGUACACACAGCAGAAAACCAGGAAAGCCCCGUUGACUUUACGGUCCACUUUGGCGAUUGUGGUUUAGUUCAUGUUAAUGGUCUAGCAAGCUUUGUGCUGGUAAUGCAGAAACAUCCUAAGCUUGUGACGUCAAACGCUAAGGCGUUCCACAUCAAGUGCAUAUACCAGACGGGCGAACAAAAUGUGACAUUAGCUUUCAAUGUGUCAAUGUUAACAACUGCGGGAACUAUAGCGAAUACAGGCCCGCCGCCUACUUGCUCAAUGAGAAUCGUUUCUCGAACAGGAGAUGAGGUUAGCUCAGCCGAAAUUGGAGAGAACCUGGUACUGCAAGUAGAUGUCCAACCAUCAAGUAUAUAUGGCGGCUUUGCCCGAAGCUGUGUAGCAAAGACAAGUGAAGUAGCGACGAACAUAGAAAAUGAAUACACUGUGACUGAUGCGGACGGUUGCGCGACGGACGCCGCCAUCUUUGGGGAAUGGGAGAGAAGCGAAGAUGGCACCGCUUUACGAGCUGCCUUCAACGCUUUCAAAUUCCCAAGCAGUGAUAAUAUACGAUUCCAAUGUAAUAUACGUGUCUGUUUUGGAAAAUGCCAACCGGUGAACUGCCGGGGUAACGACGCUUUCGGCAAGCGCAAAAAGCGUGACGUAAUCGAUGACAACUCGUUGUCGGGACGUCUACGUGAGGAGGUGACCGUGGAGUCGAAUCAGAUCUUGACGUUGGAGCGGCGCGAUCCGUCUCGCGCGGCCAGACAACGCGACGCAUCAGACGGUCCGACCGGCAACGCCGCCGCCGAGGUGUGCGUUUCGGCAGCCGGGCUGGCGGUGGCGUUGGCGCUGACGGCGCUGCUAGCGCUGGUAGCCGUGGCAGCCGCGGUAGCGUGCUGGCUGGUGGCGUGGCGCCGAGCCCGACCACCCCCAGCUCCUCUGCCCCACCCCCCCGACUUCCCUAAUCCCCUCUUCCAGCGCUAAGUGUAUAUAGAGCCUCUACUAUAUUAAGUGAAGCAUUAUUAAUGAACUAAUCUAUCGAACUAGUCGUGCCCCGCUCCUCCGUCGGCGCCGGGCGGUGUCGGUCUCUUUCUAGUACUUCGUGCCGCCGGAGGACCGCCGGGUGAGGCCGUGACGGGCGCUCCUCGCUCGCGCCCGCUGCGUCCUACCUUUUUUUACUUUGUGUUGACGUCGCCUCCUUCGAACGUUGUGAUAUUAUAUAAAUCGAAUCAACGUAAUGUUGUGUAUAUUAAUUAUCGAAUUAGUUUAUAAGCAAUUAAUAAAAUAAUAAUAAUAA
Pieris napi is the source of this 34440-nucleotide messenger RNA. RefSeq lists its product as uncharacterized. The record is from RefSeq and is a predicted model, not a curated record. Bases 282 to 34127 code for a protein of 11281 amino acids. The transcript is spliced from 73 exons. NCBI's taxonomy places the organism in Eukaryota, Metazoa, Arthropoda, Insecta, Lepidoptera, Pieridae. Gene Ontology annotation, molecular function: calcium ion binding.